AGAAUAGAAUGGAGGCUCACGUGAAAAGCAUGAGAGCAGCCGCACCCUAUAUUUUUCGCCCUUUUAUUAAUUUAUUAUAAUCCUUCUCUUGAAUUUUUUUAAUUAAUAAAAAGUAUUGAAGUGGUUUACGAAUAGAGAGCUUAUCCAUUACACCAUUAUAAAUAAUUGUAAGAGAUUAACAAGGCAAGAAGAAGACCAAAGAGUACAUCAAAUUUCAAAAUCCAUUUUCUCUGUCUCCCUGUAGUUAACCCUUUUAUCAAUGGCUGCAAGGAAGAUUUUCCCUGCAAGAUUACCCAAAUACAUCUACCCAACGACAGAUUCCCACAAUCCAAUCGGCACUCCCGCCGAUUCUCAGUUGGAGUUCGACGAAGCCGAUCUCUGGAAUUUCAACGAGUUUUCUGCUUCACUCGAUGCAUCUGCCAAGUUCAAACCGCUACCCAAUUCGCGUUCAUCGAAGAAGAGUUCGUCGUCGUCGUCGAAGAAGACGGAAGUUGCAUCAAUGGUGUCUGCUUCAUUGCCUCUCAAGAUACCCGACUGGUCAAAGAUUCUGAAGGAUGAAUACAGGGGAGGUGGAAAGAGAGAGAGCGACGAAGAUGAUGAUGAUGAAAAUGACGACUGCAUCAGCGGUGAUGGUCUGGCAAGUAGAAUCCCUCCCCAUGAGUAUUUAGCGAGGAGGAGAGGAGCUUCGUUUUCUGUUCAUGAAGGGAUUGGCCGUACACUCAAGGGUAGGGAUUUGCGUCGGGUCAGAAAUGCAAUUUGGAAGAAAACUGGGUUUGAAGAUUAGCAGAGACUGGGUCAGAGCCUGAGAAAGAGAGAGAAAGUAAUAUAUAUACACACACACAUAUAUAUACACAAACACAUUAGAUUCAGAGUUUUAAAGGGGAAUUUUGAGGGGCCAGAUUUUAAGCCAGCCACACCAUCUUCCUCUCUCUCUCUUGAUUUCUCUGUUGAUCAUCUCUGGUUUUGUAUCGUGUUUGUUGUAAUCUUCUCUAGAAGGUAAAUUACUGAAAUCUUACAGGGAAAUCAUCUGGUUUUGGAUGUUUUGAGAUCAAACCAGAUGAUCCCAUUUUGUUAUUAUUAUAAUUAACUUAUGAAAUUCCAAUUUUUUGUUAGAUGGGUA
Carica papaya (papaya) is the source of this 1120-nucleotide messenger RNA. The record is from RefSeq and is a predicted model, not a curated record. Lineage: Eukaryota; Viridiplantae; Streptophyta; Magnoliopsida; Brassicales; Caricaceae.